This is a messenger RNA of Sclerotinia sclerotiorum 1980 UF-70, 498 nucleotides long. RefSeq lists its product as hypothetical. The record is from RefSeq and is a predicted model, not a curated record. Gene Ontology annotation, biological process: mitochondrial translation. Gene Ontology annotation, molecular function: structural constituent of ribosome. The coding region runs from base 1 to 498 and encodes 165 amino acids. Lineage: Eukaryota; Fungi; Ascomycota; Leotiomycetes; Helotiales; Sclerotiniaceae. The transcript is spliced from 3 exons.
AUGUCACCUUAUCUCCCAACCCCAUCACCACUCUUCCGCCUCCUAACACCUCUCCUCCAAUCCUUCAGAUCCAUCACCCUCCCCUCAAUUAGCUCAACAACACCCCUAAGAACCUUCAGCAGCACUCCCUCUCUGCACAAAAAGAACCCUAACAGCAAAACUGAUCCUCGAGUAACCCUCAUCCGCUACCAUCUCCAACAUCCUAAGACUCCUCGCCCACUGCGUUUUUCACGUACGCGCGCGUUGAGACAUUGGACUAUUCAUCGAGCAUGGAUGAUACUAAGACGGAAGAAGAGGACUGAGGAGGAGGGAGAAUUAUACAGACUCCACCAAUCAAUGCACAACGCUAUGGAAGACCUCCGGCUGCUCGAAGGCGCUGGCCAAAAAGAAGCUGGUAGACUAUACCGCGUAGCCCUCGAGAAAAAAGGAAUUUUCGGAAAAGAUGGAAUUCCAAUUGAGAUUUGUACAGUGAAUAUGGAAGAGAACUUUGAGAGAUAG